AUGGAGACAACUCAUCCACUAACCAAUGAUGACCCGUCUUUAGAUUUACAUCCCUCAAAUAAUCUUUACCCAAUUUCCACGGCCAAGAAUCAAGACUCAUUUUUCACAAAAACCCCUUCAUUCACAUCUGUCCAUUAGUUUUAGGCGGGCUGUUAUAGAUAUUUUUUCUUCAAGAAAACCAAAAGGGGUUGCAGUUUUGGUGGUGUAACAUGGGUGAAGCAGUGAUGACAAGUGAAAAACAUGAUGAAUCUUUGCCAAAAAUGGUGCUUAAGGUUUUAUUGGUUGAAGCUGAUGAUUGCACUCGUCAGAUUAUUGCUGCUCUGCUUCGUAAAUGUAGUUAUAGAGUUGCUGCUGUUCCUGAUGGUUUGAAGGCAUGGGAGACACUAAAGGAAAGGCCUCAUAACAUAGACCUUGUAUUGACUGAGGUUGAGCUGCCAUCAAUAUCCGGAUAUGCACUGCUUACUUUAAUUGUGGAGCAUGACUUGUGCAAAAACAUACCUGUUAUAAUGAUGUCCUCCAAAGAUUCCAUUAGCACAGUCUUGAAAUGCAUGGUUAAAGGAGCUUCCGACUUUCUCAUUAAGCCUGUAAGGAAAAAUGAGCUGAGGAACUUGUGGCAGCAUGUUUGGAGAAGAAAAACGCAAAGUGCUCGGAGUCAUCCUCGGAAUGAAGUUGUUGAAAAUCAGAAACUUGUAGCAGCUUCUGAGAAUGACACAGCAAGUAACUGUUCUAGCGAUAAUCUGGAUUCUGUUCAAAAUGGAAAUGACAAAGGUUGCAAGUCACAAGGUGUUAUAGAUAUUAGACAUAAAGAUGAUUCAAAUAUGUUCGACAAUGGAAGACAUGAAGAAUGUGUUGAAAUGGUUGAAAGAUCAUUUAUGCCAGAAAGUAAACCACUAGCGAACAUGACAAGCUCUGGAAUGAGAACUUCUUCCGGCACUACACCUGACAGCUCAGUUGCUAUUGGUUCAGAAGAUGCCACUCUUUGUGCUGAACCAAGGGUUACGGCUAAUGAAGUGCAUCAUGGAUGUUUUAGUGCAAAUAAGUGUACUGCUGAUGAAGUUGUUUGCCAGUUGAAUGAACUCUAUUCUGCUCCUAAUACUGCUGAGGCUGUUGACUUGAUGGGGAAUUUUGAAAAUUACUUGGCUCAUUGUGACGGCCAUUCUCACGACAGUAGAGAAAAAUCAAAUCUCGCUUCCAGGCUGGAUCUUUCUUUGAGAACCUUUAAUCCCAGUUGCUUAAAUGAUGAAGUGUCGUGGGAGCAGAACAUGAUAAGUUAUUCAAAAGCAUCCGCCUUUUCUAAAUAUGAAAAUAAGAUGACGGUGCAACCUCUUUUCUCUGGAUUGAGUAGCAAUUCAGCUCCAUUGAAGGAAGGCUCUAGUGCCUCUACUUGGCAGCAUGAUGCUUCAUUGACUGAGAGUCAGGAACACGAAACAGCUUUGGUUAUGCGCCAACCGGGAAAUUGUAAAGUUGCACUAUCGGGCACCCAAGUAAGCUUCAUUCCAGUUGACAGGGUAAGGUCUGGAAGUAUGGCUGCCAGUGACAUUCAGAUAAAUGCUUCAGUAUACAAUACACAAUCAAGUUCUCAUCAUGUACAGAGCCCUCGAUCACAGUCUCCACUUCCAACAAGUUCUUUGACUUAUUCAACUUCCGAAGGUCAAAAUAUGGAGCAUUACAAACAACCAUUUGAUGAUACUACAGUUCACUCUGAGGAUAAUGCGGAAGAAGAAGAUGACAGAAAUUUAGUAACAGUUGAAAAGGCAAGAUAUGAUGAAUCUUGUGAUUUGGGAGGUGGCAUGAAAAACAAGCUCAGUAGCUCUCAUUGUGGAAGUAUUUCUGAUGAAGCUGUAGAAAGUUCCUUCCCAGUUGUUAGUCCAGAGAGAGCUCCCGUUUCUGAGAGUGUGAAUUACAAUGAUAGGACAGGAUCAGAGAAUCACAGCACCAGCCAAAGGGAAGCAGCACUCAUGAAGUUUCGGUUAAAACGGAAAGAUAGGUGCUAUGAGAAAAAGGUUCGAUACGAAAGCAGGAAAAGACUUGCAGAGCAGCGACCGCGAGUGAAAGGACAGUUUGUUCGUCAGCUACAAAACGGAACUCAGCCAAGGACGAAAUGCGAAUAGUCCUCCAAUGAGAAAAAAUAGUCAUUAGUCAAAUGUAGCAUAGCCAUUAAGAUAGAUAUACAGGUUUGUAGUUUUUGUGUGUUGUGUUAUGUGUGUAAUGUCUUUUAAGCCUGAGAAUUAGGGGAUUGAUGAUAGUUGCAACUCAAGAUGUUUCAAUUUUUAUUUAGUUAUUGGUUCAUGAUGAACUUAGCUUAGUAGGUGAAAUUUGCCUUGCAUUUGAGAGGAAGUUUGAAACGUUUAAUGGUGAACUUUGCAAGUAUUUGUAGUUUGGGCAAGGAACUUGAGAAAUUCAUUUGAUUUGUGUAUUAUGUGUAUAUAUAGUUGCACAAGAAUAUUAAAAGGAGAAUUCUUCAGGUUUUUUUAAA
This is a messenger RNA of Solanum pennellii, 2476 nucleotides long. RefSeq names its product two-component response regulator-like APRR5. The record is from RefSeq and is a predicted model, not a curated record. Gene Ontology annotation, molecular function: protein binding. Bases 210 to 2111 code for a protein of 633 amino acids. The transcript has 8 exons. Lineage: Eukaryota; Viridiplantae; Streptophyta; Magnoliopsida; Solanales; Solanaceae. Gene Ontology annotation, biological process: regulation of flower development; phosphorelay signal transduction system; cytokinin-activated signaling pathway. Gene Ontology annotation, cellular component: nucleus.